UCUUCCUCUCUGCUUCUCGACACCCGUCCCCUCCGCUCCGUCCGUGCCUCCUACCAUGCCCAAACGCCGUACACCCGCCGAGGAAGAGGAGGCCGUGCGCGUCAGCAACGCCAUAGACGAGGAGCUUAGGCGCGAACGGGAGGUUUUGCGGAGGAGGCGAGCUAAGGACGUGAAAGUGAUGCUCCUUGGCCAAGCCGAGUCGGGCAAGUCUACCCUCCAGAAGCAGUUCCAGCUCUAUUACUCCUCCAAGACUCUGGACGAGGAACGGCCGUCAUGGCGGCCGAUCGUCUACUUUAACAUCCUCAAGGCUAUCCGCAUGAUUCUAGAUGAACUCGACUGGCAGUACGGCCUCGGGUCCUCCGGCGACCCACUCGCCGUUCCACUUGCGCCCUCCACCUCGAACACCUCCGGAUCGGGCUCGAACUCCGGCUCUUCGACGCGCUCGCAGCCGAACCCCGCGUGGUUCCCCGAACUUUCUCUGCUCCGGAACAAGCUCCUCCCUCUUGUCGCCAGCGAGGACGCGCUCGCAGCAGAGCUAAGCGGCGGGGUCACCGUUACCGGCGGGCGUUCCGGCGUAUACGUGCGGUCAGGCUGGCAGGCCCUCAUUACCGGCAACCGCUCCUGGCCACUCUCAGAGAACUACCGCACGGCAAUGACACCACGACAGUCUGCGGUGACAAACAUCGUCGCGACGACCCUCGCCGCGUCGCAGCACGAAAUCGAGAUGAUGUGGUGGCACCCCGGUGUGCAGGGCCUGAUCAAGAGCAACAAGCUGCGCCUGGAGGAGUACGCUGCGUUUUUCCUUGCCAACAUUCGCCGGAUCGCGCAGCCGGAUUACCUUCCCUCGAACGAGGACAUCCUGCACGUAAGACUGCAGACGAUCGGCGUGAACGAACAUCAAUUCGAUAUCAACCUCGGCGGCACGCAGUACAACUGGCUCCUGUACGAUGUAGGCGGUGCGCGCGGCCAACGACACGCAUGGGUGCCCUACUUUGACGACGCGACGGCCAUCAUCUUUCUCGCGCCGAUCAGUGCCUUCGACCAGUACCUCGAGGAGGACCCGCGGACGAAUCGGAUAGACGACUCGCUGCAGCUGUUCACCGCGAUAUGCUCGAACAAGCUGCUCUCGAACGCCGCGCUCGUGCUUAUGCUUAACAAGACGGACCUGCUCCGGCAGAAGCUGCAGGCCGGCAUCAAAGUUCGCAAAUACAUCUCGUCGUACGGGGACCGGCCAAACGACUACGAGGAGGUGUGCGAGUACUUCCGCGCGCACUUCAUACAGGUGCACCGCCGGAAGGACGUUUCGCACCGGCCGCUAUACUUGCACUUCACGUCUAUGCUCGACAUCAAGGCGACACAGUCGAUCAUCAUCAACGUCGGCGAAGCGAUCAUGCGCCAGCACCUCACCAAGAUCGGGCUGGCAUAAUACACGGCCGCCCUCCCUGUCCCCGUCCUGCCGUCCCGUCGCCCGCCACACGUCUCGCUUUUUCCCGGCACGAUGUACUUUACUGUACUAUAACUCAUUCAUUAUGUGGCGUGGCUAAAGCGGCGGGGCGUGAGUGGCGGGUGUGUCUGGUCGUUCGGUAGGCUGGGAGCAUGGGGUAUUGUGUGUGCGUGUGCGGGGAUGUUAUAUAUGAUCGUUUAUCAUGAGAUUUUGGUGUACGGUAGGCGUUAAGAGUAUAGGGUUUUGUAAGAUACGCCGUUUCG
Molecule: messenger RNA, 1707 nt
Organism: Trametes versicolor FP-101664 SS1
Lineage: Eukaryota; Fungi; Basidiomycota; Agaricomycetes; Polyporales; Polyporaceae
Product: G-protein alpha subunit
Exons: 14
Coding region: 56-1426 (456 amino acids)
Biological process (GO): adenylate cyclase-modulating G protein-coupled receptor signaling pathway
Cellular component (GO): heterotrimeric G-protein complex
Molecular function (GO): G protein-coupled receptor binding; G-protein beta/gamma-subunit complex binding; guanyl nucleotide binding
Source: RefSeq, a predicted model, not a curated record